UCUUGGAUCAUUGACUCCAAAGUUACAUAAUUAUGUAAUAAAUAAUUGCAUAUCCAUUGAAAUUUUUGGUUGGAGAGUCUUAAUGACUAAACUGAUCCUAUGGCUGUAACAUCACUUUCCCAAGCAUUCAUGUACGAUGUGUUCAUCAAUUUCAGAGGCUUAGACACACGCCAAGGUUUUACUGGCCAUCUCCGCAAAGCUCUUGAUGACAGUGGAAUCCACGUUUUCGUUGAUGAUGAGGGCAUUCAGAGUGGAAAGAAAAUAACACCAGAACUCAAGAAGGCAAUUGAAAAGUCCAGGAUUGCCAUCACUGUGUUCUCAACAAACUAUGCUUCUUCUUCCUUCUGUUUAGAUGAACUUGCACUCAUUCUUGACUGCUCCAAAAGGAAUGGACUCUUGGUGUUGCCUGUCUUUUACAAAGUGCCUCCUUGUCAUGUCAGACACCAGCAAGGAAAUUAUGCAGAAGCAUUGGCCAGACUAGAGAAAAGGCUUCUGGAGGAGAGGCGCCACCGUAGCAUGGAGAAUUGGAAAAUGGCACUGAAUGAAGUAGCUGACCAUGCUGGCUUUUCUUUCGAGGAUGGCAGAAAAGAAUAUGAGCACGAGCUUAUUGAGAAGAUUGUUGAGCGUGUCUUCAGCUUCAUUAAUAAUGGUGAAGAAAAAUUACAUGUUGCUGAUUACCCAGUUGGACUAGGAUCACAGGUGCCAGAAAUAAGGAAGCUUUUGGAUGUUGGAUGUGAUGAUGGUGCCCACAUGAUAGGGAUCCACGGAAUGGGCGGUGUAGGGAAAUCAACACUUGCCCGCGCAGUUUAUAAUUUGAUCACUGAUAAAUUUGAAGGUUCGUGUUUUCUUCAAAAUGUAAGAGAAGAAUCAAACAAACACGGGCUAAAACACAUUCACAGCAUCAUUCUUUCAGAGGUACUUGGAAUGAAGAAAAUCAACCUAGCAAGUGAGCAACAAGGAAUUUCAAUAAUAAAGAAUAGGCUCAAGCGAAAGAAGGUUCUCUUAGUUCUGGAUGAUGUAGACCAGCACAAGCAAUUACAGGGAAUUGCAGGAAGUCCUGAUUGGUUUGGUCCCGGCAGUAUAGUUAUCAUCACAACUCGCGACAAACAACUUCUAGCAUCUCAUGAGGUUAAAACAACACAUGAGGUGAAGGAAUUGAAUAAGGAAGAUGCUCUUAAGUUGCUUAAAUUCAAAGCUUUUAGAAUGGAAGACGUUGAUCCAACUUACACGGAGGUAUUAAAUCAGGUAGUAACUUAUGCUUCUGGUAUUCCACUGACUUUGGAAGUAAUAGGCUCCAACUUGUUUGGAAAAAGUGUACAAGAAUGGGAAUCUGCUAUCAAACAAUACAAAAGAAUUCCUAGUAAUCAAAUCCUAGAGAUGCUUAAAGUAAGCUUUGAUUCAUUGGGAGAAGAAGAGAAGAGCGUUUUUCUUGACAUUGUUUGUUGCUUCAAAGGGUAUAAAUUGUCAGAGAUUGAAGAGAAACUUCGUGCUCUUUAUGAUAACUGCAUGAAAUACCAUAUUGGGGUGUUAGUUGAAAAGUCUCUCAUAAAGAUUAAUCAUGAUGAAAGAGUUACAUUUCAUGACUUGAUUGAGGACAUAGGUAAAAGAAUUGACCGUCAGCAAUCACCAAGAGAGCCAGGGAAGCGCAGGAGAUUAUGGUUACAGGAAGAUAUAAUUCAAGUUUUAAGAGACAACUCGGGAACUAGUGAAAUCAAAAUUAUCUGUCUGUAUUUUCCUAUAUCCGACAUCCAAGUAGUAGAAUGGGAUGGAAACGCUUUCACGAAUAUGAAAAGCCUUAAAAUACUUAUUGUUAGAAACGGUAUUUUUUCCCAACAUAUAAGUUAUCUACCAGAAAGUUUGAAGGUACUAGAAUGGCGUGCACAGGUAUCCUUCUGAUUUUCAUCCAAAGAACUUGCCAUAUGGGAGUUACGUAAUGGUUCCAUCACAUCAUUGGAGUCUGGUAGCUUAUUCAAGGGAAGUUUGAAGAAUACAUUUUACUCAUGUCUCAAAUUAAUAAAUUCACUGUAAGUUUAUUGUUACUGAUAUUCUAGAGGUUAUGUUUCCAUGUAUUGUUAGUGGUAUUCAAAGAUCUCACUUCUUAUACAAUAAAGUUUGUACUCA
Vigna unguiculata (cowpea) is the source of this 2121-nucleotide messenger RNA. RefSeq names its product disease resistance protein Roq1-like. The record is from RefSeq and is a predicted model, not a curated record. NCBI's taxonomy places the organism in Eukaryota, Viridiplantae, Streptophyta, Magnoliopsida, Fabales, Fabaceae.